UUAAGCAAUAAAUGGAUCCGGUUGAGUAAACCCUUGGUGAUAAAUUUGGCGCUUCUCAAAUUCCCUCUUCAAUUUUGAAGAAAUACAGCAAAAGCAUAAGCACAGUAAAAUUGAGAAAUCGAGAGAGAUGAUGGACGUAGAUGAUCCUCUUGACUUUGAAUUUGAAGCCCCACUUGUUCAUAAAUCUCCUCUCAUUGUCCAGAAAAGCAGGAAGAAAGUUAUUGGCUUGGAUGAUCUUUUGACUGAUCACUAUAAAGAGAAAAGCAAAGUGAUUGAAAGAGAAUCUAAACGAGCAAAGUCCCGGAAAAACUACAAUUCUGACGAAGAUGACUAUAGUAAAGAAGCUUUACUAUCAAGAAAAAUUAAUGAAUGCCACAAACAGAUGAGACAAAUGAGUGCCGAUGAAGAGAUCUCUACAUGGGGUGUAGAAGUUUUUGGAGAUCAGAAAACCCCUCCACAUUUUGAUUUUUCUGAGCUUGGAAGUUUUUCGCUGUUGGAUUCUUUCAUGAGCAAUAAGCUCAACAGUUUGGUUGAUGUCACCACAGAAGAAGGGGAAAUUUUCCUGGAGGGAUUAUUGGUAAAUGGCUGGCUCUCAAAGUUGGUUUCUACAGAUGGUCAUGUUGAAGAAUCUUUAGCCAGAUGGACUUUUAAUUUGAUGUUGCAUUCAUCAAAAGAAGAGCUAAGGACAUCUGCAUGCGACUUUUGGUGCGCUAUUCUUUUGCCCGAGAAAAAGGUUGAGAAGCUUCCCAUUAGAGUUGAGUGGUCUCCUAGCUACUGUGAGAUUAAAAGAGCUCUCGAAACAUAUGGAUUUUUAUUCGACUUUGCAUCACAAACAAACACAUUAAAAACCGAUUCUAGUUGUAGAGGGCCACCUGAAAAUAUUAGAGGUUGGAUUAAAUUUGCAGCAGCUUGCUGUCUUGUCAGGAGUAAGCAACCUAUUUUUUCAGUUUCAGAAGCUGAAGAGUUAGUUGAAGUCAUUAUUUAUCUAUCUUUAGAUCGCCAGCUUCAAGGAUUGCUGGUGCUUUUGCAUGACUGCAUGCAAUCAGCUAUCAAUUACUUCACAAAUGAGGAAUGGAGUACCAGCUGCAUAAAGAUAGCAAGAACUAUUGCUGGCCGAGUCCCCAGGGAUUUGAACUGCUUGCGAGCUGUAGAAUGCAUUUCAGGAGUUGGUAUUCGUAUGAAUUGCCUAAGAAGUGCAGUUUCUUAUCAAAUACUGCUCGCUUGUUUUGAUAAUGAGGCUGCUGAUGAAGAAGGGAUAUUGAACCUGCUAAUGUCGAUGAAUGUGAAAGAAAAAAGUUGCGAUUUUUUCAAAAUGUAUAUUUAUUUGGUUUUGAGUGAGAAUUGGCUCCUGUCCAAUCCAAUUUCAGAAUAUAAGCCAGUCAUUUAUGAAAUGUGGGGUGUUUAUUUAAGAAACUGUUCUUGCCAAAUCACCAGCACAGAUUCAAGGCCUUAUGCCUCAAAGGUUCGCACCAAAGCUUCAUAUCUCUUGCAUAGCUCCGUUAAGGAUUACUUAUCGUAAAUAGGCAAUGGAGGCUGGAUUGUAGCGGAAAAUAGUGGCUGCUGGUAAUGGCAUUAUAGGAUUAAGGGAAAUUGGAACUCAGGUGCCGUGUUGCUGACAAGAGAUGGUGAGGGUAUAAUGCAGCUUGCUUUUAAGUUUUAAUGUAAGAGAUAGUUAAUGAACCAUUAAUGUGUUCAAGAUGGUAUCUGUUCAUAAUCUAACAUUGUACAGUCAAGUUUGCUUUCUUUUCUCUUUUGGAGUUAUAAUGAAGUUGACAGGAUAAAAUCUAUCA
Molecule: messenger RNA, 1790 nt
Organism: Mercurialis annua (annual mercury)
Lineage: Eukaryota; Viridiplantae; Streptophyta; Magnoliopsida; Malpighiales; Euphorbiaceae
Exons: 14
Coding region: 128-1519 (463 amino acids)
Source: RefSeq, a predicted model, not a curated record